Messenger RNA from Carya illinoinensis, 1710 nucleotides. RefSeq names its product dolichyl-diphosphooligosaccharide--protein glycosyltransferase 48 kDa subunit. Lineage: Eukaryota; Viridiplantae; Streptophyta; Magnoliopsida; Fagales; Juglandaceae. The record is from RefSeq and is a predicted model, not a curated record. Gene Ontology annotation, cellular component: endoplasmic reticulum membrane; oligosaccharyltransferase complex. The transcript is spliced from 13 exons. Bases 106 to 1413 code for a protein of 435 amino acids.
UUAACUGGAAAUUCAUUUCUCGUUAAAACUAUUCCUUUACAGAGAAGUCUUCGCACUCUGUAUCUCUGUGCACCCACUCCACCCCCGAAAACCCUAAUCCCAACCAUGCCGAAGCUCGCCCUCUUCCUAAUCUUGAUCCAUUUCCUCCCAUUUUUAUGCACCUCUUUCUCUCCCGAGAACCCUUCUAGUCGCCGAGUCCUCGUCUUGCUCGACGACCUCGCCCUCAAAUCGUCUCACUCGGUUUACUUCAAGUCCCUCCAGUCCCGUGGGUUCGAGCUCGAUUUCAAGCUCGCUGAUGACCCCAAGAUCGGACUGCAGCGUUACGGCCAGUAUCUAUACGACGGCCUAAUCUUGUUUUGCCCCACGACCGAGCGUUUUGGAGGAUCCAUUGAUUUGGCCGCAAUACUGGAUUUUGUUGAUUCUGGUCAUGAUUUAAUUAUUGCGGCUGAUAAUAAUGCAUCGGAUCUAAUAAGAGAAAUUGCCACUGAGUGUGGAGUUGAUUUUGAUGAGGACCCGGCGGCUAUGGUUAUUGAUCACACGAGCUAUGCAGUUUCAGAAACUGAAGGAGACCAUACUUUGAUUGCUAGUGAUGAUUUCAUCAAGUCUAAUGUACUUUUGGGAAGUGAGAAAAUUGAGGCUCCUGUACUUUUCCAAGGAAUUGGCCAUUCUUUAAGUCCUGCCAAUAGCCUGGUGCUGAAAGUUCUCUCCGCUUCUCCUUCAGCAUAUUCCGCUAAUCCAAAGUCCAAGCUGUCAAGUCCUCCAUCACUCACUGGAUCUGCUAUCUCUUUAGUUUCUAUCUUGCAGGCCAGAAACAAUGCUCGGAUUUUAAUCUCUGGCUCAUUGGUUAUGUUCAGCAAUCGAUUCUUCAGAUCUGGGGUGCAGAAAGCUGGGACUCCAACUAAACAUGAGAAGUCGGGUAAUGAGCAGUUUUUGACCGAACUUAGCAAAUGGGUUUUCCAUGAAAGAGGACAUCUCAAGGCUGUGAAUAUACAACACCAUAAAGAUGGGGAGGCUGAUGAACCGUCCAUGUAUAGGAUCAAUGAUGACUUGGUAUAUUCGGUUGAGAUUUAUGAGUGGUCUGGUAGAAGUUGGGAACCAUAUGUAGCUGAUGACGUUCAGGUGCAGUUUUACAUGAUGAGUCCCUAUGUUCUGAAGAAUUUAUCCACUGACAAGAAGGGCCGUUAUUUUACAGCAUUCAAGGUUCCAGAUGUUUAUGGGGUUUUCCAGUUCAAGGUUGAGUACCAAAGGCUUGGAUACACAAGCUUAUCCCUGUCAAAGCAGAUUCCAGUCCGGCCCUAUAGGCACAAUGAAUAUGAAAGGUUUAUACCUGCGGCUUAUCCCUAUUAUGGGGCAGCAUUUUCAAUGAUGGCAGGUUUCUUCAUAUUCACUGCGGUCCACCUGUACAACAAGUAGCUGUAGAACCAUUGCAUAUGGAGAAAAUGUACCAUUGGGAUAGAGCCCAAUUUUUGGAUUGGAAAUUUUGAUCCAGCAAUGAAUCACGUGGAAUGUUUAUUAUAUAAUGGACACGUAAAUUGAUAGUUGGUCAAAGAAAAUGCAAUUUGCCAUCAGAUACAUCAGUUUAUUUGUUACUGUAGUUGAAGUCAGUUUUAUUAACUCAAUUGCGUAUUUUCAAGGAAGUCUGAAUAUGAUAUUUGACCAAUGGAAAAUCUACUGACACUGAAAUUGCAGUCAUUAGAGCAUAACCAUGAA